Messenger RNA from Sinocyclocheilus rhinocerous, 5800 nucleotides. Its product is annotated as protein-methionine sulfoxide oxidase mical2b-like. The coding region runs from base 248 to 5203 and encodes 1651 amino acids. NCBI's taxonomy places the organism in Eukaryota, Metazoa, Chordata, Actinopteri, Cypriniformes, Cyprinidae. Gene Ontology annotation, molecular function: protein binding; FAD binding. The transcript has 32 exons. The record is from RefSeq and is a predicted model, not a curated record.
CAGCCAGUGAGUCGCGAGCGCGACUGAUCUCAACAACCGAGUGGAUGGAGUCAUAAGAUACAAACAUGUUUCUUUGUGUGUGACAUAAGUUAGAGCUCAGAUACGCUAUACGGAUAAUAUCAACCGCUGUCAAACAGAUUCUGCCGCUGUCGCUGAAGCCGAAAGUCACAUUACAGCGGAAAAUUCUUGAAAAGGAAUGCCAGCACCCCCUGUCCACAGAGGGAAAGAGUGAGUUAAAAUAGGAAGGAUGGGGGAGAUGGAGGACGAGCGUACAUCUCAGGCCGGCCAGCUGUUUGAGAACUUCGUGCAGGCCACUACCUGUAAAGGCACCCUGCAGGCCUUCAGCGUCCUCUGCAGGCAGCUGGAGCUGAACCCCUCCGACCACAGAGGCUUCUACAGCAGCCUGAAAGCUGCCGUCACCUACUGGAAGGCCAAAGGCCUCUGGGGGAAACUGGACAAGAGAGUAAGCCACAAGGAGUACAGUAAGGGCAAAGCCUGCGUGGACACCAGAUGUCUCAUCAUUGGUGGCGGUCCCUGUGGCUUUCGGACUGCCAUAGAGCUGGCUUUGCUUGGUGCCAAGGUGGUGGUGAUUGAAAAAAGAGACACCUUCUCCAGGAAUAAUGUCCUGCACCUUUGGCCUUACACCAUCCAAGACCUCAGGGACCUUGGAGCCAAGAAGUUCUAUGGAAAGUUCUGUGCUGGAUCUAUAGACCACAUCAGUAUUCGUCAGCUGCAACUCAUGCUGUUAAAGAUUGCUCUCAUUGUUGGGGUUGAGGUGCACGUCAACAUGGAGUUUGCCAAGCUUCUCGAGCCACCUGAGGACCAAGGCACUGAUGGGCCUGGAUGGAGGGUGGAGGUCCGGCCGGCCGAUCACCCCAUCUCAGACUAUGAGUUUGAUGUGAUCAUUGGAGCAGAUGGAAGGAGAAGCACUCUAGAUGGCUUUAAGAGAAAGGAGUUCAGAGGGAAACUAGCCAUCGCCAUUACUGCAAACUUUGUCAAUCGCAACACGACAGCUGAGGCCAAAGUAGAGGAGAUCAGUGGAGUGGCCUUCAUCUUCAAUCAGAAGUUCUUCUUGGAGCUCAAGGAGGAGACAGGCAUUGAUUUGGAAAACAUUGUCUAUUACAAGGACAACACGCACUACUUUGUCAUGACUGCAAAGAAACAGAGCUUGCUGGACAAGGGUGUGAUCAUCAAUGACUAUAUUGAGACUGAACGGCUGUUGGCGAGCGAUAACGUAAACCAAGAGGCUUUGCUCUCUUACGCCCGUGAGGCUGCAGAUUUUGGCACAAACUACCAGCUUCCUUCUUUGGAUUACGCCAUCAACCACUACGGCCAGCCAGAUGUAGCCAUGUUUGACUUCACCUGCAUGUACGCCUCAGAGAACGCCGCGCUGGUGAGGGAAAAGAGCGGCCAUCAGCUGCUGGUGGCACUGGUUGGAGAUAGUCUGCUGGAGCCUUUCUGGCCCAUGGGUACAGGAUGUGCUCGAGGGUUUCUGGCUGCCUUUGACACAGCAUGGAUGAUAAAGGGUUGGGCUCAGGGCAAAGGACCCCUUGAUCUUCUGUCAGAGAGGGAAAGUAUCUACAGGCUGCUGCCUCAGACGACUGCAGAAAACAUCUCAAAAAACUUUGAGCAGUACACCAUAGACCCAGCCACACGUUACCCCAACCUCAACUCCACCUGCGUACGACCACAUCAGGUGAGGCAUCUGUACAUUAACGGCGAGCAGGACUUGAGUUCUCUGGAGCGCAGUGGACCCACAGGCAGAUCUGUAAACAUCUCCAGACGAGAGUCAGAGGUGCGUCCCAGCCGGCUGCUGCUGUGGUGUCAGAAGCAGACCCAGGGCUACAGGGGAGUGGAUGUGACCGACCUUACAAGCUCCUGGAGGAGCGGCUUGGCUCUGUGCGCCCUCAUUCACCGCCAGCGGCCGGACCUCAUUGAUUUUGACUCGCUGAACGAGACAGACUGCGCUAAAAACAACCAGUUGGCGUUUGACAUGGCAGAGCGGGAGUUUGGCAUCCAGCCGGUCACCACAGGAAAGGAAAUGAAUGCAGAACGUGGGCCAGACAAGCUCAUUAUGGUGCUCUACCUCUCUAAAUUUUACGAGAUGUUCCACAACUCACCUCAAUCCGUCGCAGGUGUACCCAAAGAGACUGAUGCAAAUAAUGAAGACUAUUCAAAGACCACAAACUCUCUUUACAACUCACUAAAUCAAGCUCUUCCUCGAAAGAGAAUCCCAAAGGUUGAUAAAAAGUUGGAAGACAAUGACAACAAAAAGAGGAAGAAGGCCAGCAGUCAUCUGGAGGAGCUAAUGUCCAAUCAGAGUGCGCCCCCUGUAGGUAAGAGAGAGGAGCAGAAGGAAAAUAAGGUGCGCUCCAUGGCAACUCAGCUGCUGGCCAGGUUUGAGGAGAAUGCGCCAAGCUGUGGUGUGCGCAGACAGUCUGAAUCUGAGGCUGACAAACCCGUAUCUCUGGACAUGACAGAAAACCUGCGCUUUGCCAAACCUAAGAGCCAGCCCACACCCCCUCCACCCAAACCAAAAUGGCAGGCAGAUGAAAGCUCUGCUGCUGUUUCCUCCUCUCCUUCUAAAGCCUUCUCAUUUCACGCUAUCCCAGAAUCCUCUACUCUUUCCUGUCGUCUGUCUCCUGUUCCUUCAGUCCAACACCAGCAGUGCAGUGAAGAUUCAGAAACACAGCUGAAGCUCGAUAAACACACAGAUCGGUCUGAAAUCAGACGUGUAGAGUGCCUUGACCCCUCCAAACAGAGAACAGUGGGAAAGGUUUCUUCUGCUAUUGGUGUUAAAGCAGCUACUCUGGCCAUCUUAUACGAGACCGAUCACAGACCUAACAACCCCUUCACCCUCUCGCUGACUAGCAUGCGAAAGGAGUUUCCUCUGGGUCUGGGCGGCAGCGACAUCUGUCACUUCUGUAAGAAGCGUGUGUACAUAAUGGAGCGGCUCAGUGCAGAGGGAUACUUCUUCCACAGAGAGUGUUUCCGCUGUAACAUCUGCGGCUGCACGCUGCGGCUGGGUGGUCAUGCCUUCGACUCCAACCAAGCCACUUUUUACUGCAAGCUGCACUUUUCUCAGAGAAAAAUCAGCAGUAGGCAUCGAAGAGGAGAGAUCAACGGAGUUGGCAGACCCUCGUCCAGCGCUAGUUCUGAUUACACGGCCACCGACGGCCUCCGCGGCCUGUCCUCAGGUACCCUGACUUCCCUUAUUAGGAAACGUCUGCACUGGCCACUGCACGUGGGCCGCACACUGUUCGGUACGCCCCGCCAGCUUGCCCGCUGGAUGUAUAAGGCAGCUCGGGCCGUAGGGCUACACCUCAGAGAGCGCCAGGAGGACUAUGUAUUCCUUUAUGAGCUACUGAGUCUGGGUGUGCCCUUCAUAUACGUGCUGCAUGAGAUGACAGGCCAGAUGAGCCGAGAGGCCAUCGCUCCCUCCCCAGUGAGCAUGAUGGAGUCAGUCGAGCCGUACCGGGGGCUCCAGCUUCUGUCAUGUGUGUGCGUGGACCCCGCAGGAGCCGAAUCAGACUCCAGAUCUCAGAAUGACCCGAUGGGUUUGUCGAAGCCCAGUGCUCCGGCUGAGAGUGCAGAGGUGCAGGCCCUCUCAGACUCAACGGAGAUCUGUGAUCACUUAUCAAAGCCCUUUGUGGCAUCAUUUCCUCACUCAGCUCUGCCCCUCGUCCUGAUUAAGAAAUUUCACCGUGGAAAACCAGACGAUAAAACUGAAGCCCUCGCAGAGGAAGAUGGAGACUCAGACUUUGAGGAGAUCCAUGAAUCUCUCUCCCCAACAAAGGCUGCAACAUCGACUAUAGAGUCUGGCUGCCCCCUAAUGGAGGACAAGAAGUCAACACCCAUUGAAGAGAUCCCAAAAAUCCCUCUAUAUCGCACACAUUUUCGUCCCGAAUCCCCAAAACCAAGCACUUCCUCUCCAGAGCCUGUCAUCACAGCCGAUCCCUCAGAGGCGAACUCCCUCAGCCCCAAGAAGAAGCUCACGCUGUCUUUAUCUGAAAAGGAGAAGCUGCUCAACUGGGACUUGGCCACUCCUGGAAAGCCCUUGACUUCUGGAGAAGAACAACGGGAUAGAACCUCAACGAGUCCUCCGAACGAUCAACCAGAACCAGAAGCUCCACCAAAACCAAGCCGUCCUCAACCUGAACCCACUCCUCCGCUCCUUGGCUUCCAACAGUGGGCCAACAGUCUCCGGAAGUCCUUCUCUACCAGCAAAGGAAACAACACUGUGGUUCUCAGGAGAAACAGGCCUCUGAAAGCCAGGCCGUUGUCUGAGGGCUCCUUCAACCUCAGUGGCUUGUUUGGCAGCAGCAUUCAGAGCAACCGGGAUGAGGAACACAGCAACACAUCUACCGACGACAGUCAAUCCAGAGUGAGGACAGGAAGUGAGCUCACCACGUUAAUGGAGCAGGUGGCUCUCAGCUCCAAGACCCACAAGGGCACAAAAGAUGACAUGGCCUCUUUACCGCCCAGAAAACUCAAUUUCUUCUCCUCUCUGCGCAUUAAGAGGAACGAAGAAGCAGAUCAGAGGAAAGGAGACAACCAGAAGGACAUCUUGACCAUUCUUUCCAGGUUCAGAAGCAAAGCGUCUGCUCAGCAACAACAACAGGAGUCCAACUCAUCUAGUGAAGAGGAACAGGAACCAGACUCACAAAGGACUCACAGUGGCACCUCACAAAAGAAAACAGCCGUCCAACAAACCAAGAGAGAUCAGCUUAAAAGACUUCACCGGGCUCAGGUAAUCCAAAGACAGCUGGAGGAAGUUGAGGAGAAGCAGAGAGCUCUGGAGGAGAAAGGUGUGGCUCUGGAGAAGAUCCUCAGAGGAGAAACUGGCGAUGAGUCCACAGAUGAGACCACGCUACUGCAAACCUGGUUCAAACUGGUCCUGGAGAAGAACAAACUGUCGCGAUAUGAGUCUGAACUCAUGAUCUUUGCUCAAGAACUGGAGUUGGAGGACACUCAAAGUCGGCUACAACAAGAUAUGAGACGACGAAUGGCCACUGAAGACUGUGAGAAGAGUGCGAGUGAGCUGACUGAGGAGCAGAGCCUGCUGGUGGAGAUCAUGAAGGUGGUGGAGAACAGAGACAAACUGGUGAGUCUGCUGGAGGAGCAACGGCUGAAGGAGAAAGCCGAGGACAGAGAUCUGGAGAGCAUGAUCCUCUCCAGAGGCUAUCAGUUUCACUGGACCUGAACUUCUCACACUGGAUGAAGAGCUGCUGUAGUGACCUGCAAGAAGAACUACUUUAGACUGAGAGAGCCUUAUUUGAAGAUCAACUUCUGGAUCUUGAACAAACUGGAACACGCUUGUUUAAUCAAACCCAACUGAAUGCUGCCUUGUGUGUUCUUGAAAAGAAAUAAACCAAAAACCAAACACGUGCCUCUUUAUUAACUGAAAAUGAUGAAUGUUAGAUUUCAAAACACAGGUUGCACAGCCACAGAGGUGAGAGGACUGACUGCAAAUGUUAUUCACACUGGUGCAAUGAUAUUUCUAUAUAGUUAAAGCUAUUUUUCUUGGACUUGUUUGAUUUAUCGUUCCUGUUUUGUUGAAACUUUUGUUGAAAUGUUUGUUCCGUUCUUUAGUAAAUAUUCCAAUAGAGGCCAAAGUUUAACGGCAGUGAUAAAGUGUGUCUGUUGAGUAUUUGUUUGUCUCUUAGUCUUGCAAUGAACAUGAUAUCUUAAGUGACCUUAAAUUGCCGCUCUUUCUAAAGUAAAACCAAAUAUCAUUGUUUCAAGAAUUAAGAUUUUUGUUUGCCUUGUGUAAUUUAUUUAAUAAAUGUAAAAACAAUGA